This is a messenger RNA of Exophiala aquamarina CBS 119918, 1158 nucleotides long. RefSeq lists its product as uncharacterized. The record is from RefSeq and is a predicted model, not a curated record. Gene Ontology annotation, molecular function: protein binding; RNA nuclease activity; RNA binding. Gene Ontology annotation, biological process: RNA processing. The transcript has 2 exons. The coding region runs from base 1 to 1158 and encodes 385 amino acids. NCBI's taxonomy places the organism in Eukaryota, Fungi, Ascomycota, Eurotiomycetes, Chaetothyriales, Herpotrichiellaceae.
AUGCGGGGGCCUCGAAAGGCCGCACACGCGGGGCAUAGAGACGUGGUCAGGCUACUGCUAGCAACCCGAGGAAUUAACGUCAACACGAGGGACGAUUCUGGCAAUACAGCGCUACUUGAGGCUGUCCAACAGAAACGGGACAUAGUGAUCCAGUCGCUUCUCGCAAUCCCGGGGAUUGACGUGAAUGCAAAAUCAACUCUUCAUGGCCGAACACCGCUCUUUGAGGCUAUAAAUGGGAGGCAAACGACGGUAGUGCAGGCACUAUUGGCUAACCCUAGCAUCAAUGUAAACAUCAGGGACGAGGCUGGUAUCACACCGCUAUGGCAGGCUGCUCACAAUGGAGAGAUAUUGCUCGUUCAGAUGUUGCUCGCAUCUCCUCGCGUUGAUGUGAAUGCAGCUGAUAUCUCCGGCAGAACACCACUCGCGGAGGCUGCCUGGGAAAAUCAACAAUUGGUGGUUGAGCUACUCCUAAGUAUUCCGAGUAUCAGCUUGGUCCAACUACUGCUCGGAAAGGUCGCAAAACCAGGUCUCUAUGUAAACGCCAAAGACCAAAACGGUCGAACGCCGCUGUCGUUGGCCGCGGAGCGCGGCCACAAGGCGAUCGUUAAGGUCCUGCUCAACGUCCCCGGAGUCGACAUCAAUGCACGCCGGAAACGCGAUGCAACACCGCUGCACUUGGCCGCUGCUUCAGGACACCACGAAGCGGUUCAGCUCCUAUUGACGGCGCCAGGCGCCGGUGUAAAUGCGAAAGGGGGAUUUUACAGUAGCGGCGGUAGUAGUAUUGCGAGGCCGCUAUUUGUCCCGGGAGAAAUCUAUCACGGCCCAACGCCGCUGUGGGUCGCCGCGGCGAGCGGUCAACACGAAGUGGUCCAGAUGCUUUUGGCGGCGCCUGGGAUCAAUGUGAAUGCGAAAGGGGGACCGGGCGGUGGGACACCGCUUUUGAUCGCGGCGCAGAAUGGGCACGAGAAAGUAGUCCAAAUACUGCUCGGGGCGCCUGACGUGGACCUAUCGGCAAAGGACGACACCGGCAGGACGCCGCUGGAGAUAGCCUCCUGGAAGGGACAUGAUAGGAUCGCCAAGCUGCUGCAGCAAACCCAGCAGAAGGCGAAGGCGAAGACGGCGUCAAUCUGGGAUGCAGUUCCGCGAAUUACGUCGUAG